Messenger RNA from Nematocida parisii ERTm1, 1851 nucleotides. RefSeq lists its product as uncharacterized. The transcript has a single exon. The coding region runs from base 1 to 1794 and encodes 597 amino acids. Lineage: Eukaryota; Fungi; Microsporidia. The record is from RefSeq and is a predicted model, not a curated record.
AUGGGUAUUCAUGAUUUUCCACUCUAUAAAUGUGUUCCCUCUUAUAAUAGAAAAGAAAAUUCCUUUAAUAAUAGUAUUCUGUACAGCAAUCAUGCUGAAGUAGAAUUACUUUUCUUGUUUUUCUAUUUGGCAUACGAUCCGGUGAAGAAAGAAUACACUACAGAGCAUAUGGGAAAUGUAUCACCAGAUUUGAAGAGGUUCUUUACCAAAUAUAAAAAGCCAUCUGAUACAAUUACAUAUGCGAUGCACAAUGAUUGGAGUAAAGUAGUAGCUGAUCUAGACAACAAAAACAUUAUAUAUGUCAACGCCAAUAGAAAUAAACUUGCCACGUGUAUAAUAAAUACACUAUAUGUUGUUUCUGAAAUAACUGGAAGGUAUUCUAUAGAGAAAAAGACUCUUAAUGAGUUUAGAACCCUUCUGAAAAAAAGCGGAUGUUUGAGUAAUUUAAUAGAAACAGUAAAGGAAUAUGCAAAGAAUCUAUUUACAUCACUCACUAAAGAAUCCAGUCUAUCAAUUCAAACUCUUUUAUUACUGACAAACAAUGAGAGUUCUAGUGAUACUAAUAAAUGCAAAUCAGCUUUAAAAAAAAUGAUAAAGAAAGAGAUAAGAGUAACCAUAUCUAAUAUAUCUAAAGAAGAACUGGAUUUAGAUGGUAAAUUGCUUCUAAAUGGAAAAUUGACUAUAAUACACGAGUAUCCUGAGCACUGUAGGCUAAAGAUAGAAUUAUGCCAUCUAAACUCUUAUACACCCAUUAAAAACACACUCUGCAAACACAUUCAUCUAAAUAGUUCUAAGAGUGCUGCUGCAAUUGAUAUAAUCGAUUCUAUUAAUAGAGAAACAAAUAAUAGUCUGUCCGAUUAUAUAAUUAAGCAUAUCUUAGAACAAGCACUGCCUAAUAAUUCUACUAAGAAGAAAAAUAAAGAUUCGUGCACAGAAAAUAUGAGCCUGGCAAACGACAACAAUAUAUCCUAUCCAAUUGACAAGUUCUUCUUGUACAAUUCAAUGGAAUUAGAACACAAUUUGCUAAAAACAAUACAUCACAUUAGAAGUUGUCUCUUAGGGCAUCCUCUAGAGAAAACUGACCCGUGGGCCCGAACUAUUUCUAAUAUGAUAGGAGACCUUUCUCUAUAUAAAUUUAAUACAAUUGUGAAGAUGGUCUUCACUUCAAUGUAUCUUGGUGGAUUAUACAAAAACUGCACUAAAGAGAUGAAUAUACCUGAUAAAACAAUUUCUAGUGAUCAUUAUUUAGUAAAUGAACUAUAUAAAUAUAUUGUUUAUUUACAGAAAAGUGGGUCUACUACUGGCAGUGUAGAGCUUAUAAAGGCAUAUUUGGCAGCAGGAGAUCGAAUGGGGCAAAUCUUUUCCUUUUUCCUAGAAAGGGGGGUAUCACCCGACUAUACCAAAUUCCUCUCUGUAUUGACACUAGAAGGCACAACUAUAGAAUAUUUGGAUGAAAUUGCAAAAUUUAUAGAUAGUUUAGACAAAAACAAUCCAAAGUAUAAAAAUCUUGAGCCUUCUAAUGAUGUAUGGAUUAUUUGGCUUAAAAUGUCCUUUAAGUCAAAUAUUUUUGUUCCGGUUAUACAAGAAAUCUUUGAUAAAAUUACUAUUGAUGAUGCGCUUUUGAGCAGGAAUAAAGACAAACUUAAACAUCCUGAAAAGACUAAUGAUGAAUUAUUGAGUUUGUUUGUACAGUCUAAUACACUGUAUAAAAAAAUGAUAGAAACUGUGAAGUCUCUAAUAGAGAAGUAUCCUAAAUAUUCUGAAAUAUUUUAUUAUACAAUGAAGAGGUAUUAAUAAUACGGUCUAAGUUAAAUAAUGCACUAUUUUAAAUAGAGAGAAUACUAUAUGAGU